Molecule: messenger RNA, 2262 nt
Organism: Tachysurus vachellii
Lineage: Eukaryota; Metazoa; Chordata; Actinopteri; Siluriformes; Bagridae
Product: matrix remodeling-associated protein 8
Exons: 4
Coding region: 150-971 (273 amino acids)
Biological process (GO): T cell costimulation; positive regulation of T cell proliferation; cell surface receptor signaling pathway
Cellular component (GO): external side of plasma membrane
Molecular function (GO): zinc ion binding
Source: RefSeq, a predicted model, not a curated record
AGAAAAAAGGAAAAAACUGAAUUGGAAGACGAUGAAAUAGAAAUUAGCUUUCAAAGUUAACAUAAAAAAAGUAAAGACAAAGAAACAACACCAAAAAAAACCCAAAAAAACCCAACAAACUUGAACACUCUAUUAGACUGGUGCAGCUGAUGAACAGGAUGUUCCUGGUGUAUUUGUUACUUGGUCUAUCAGGUCUGCUUGGCUCCCUGUCCGUGACCUCAGGCCUGUCGGUGAUGAUCGAACACACGGUCAACAUUCCUUGUAAUCGUAGGUGUUCUACAGUUGAAUGGUAUUGGAAGAAAAUCCAGGUCUAUAAUUUCACUGAAGGAAAUCUCAGGGUUGCUCCUGAGUUUGAAGGCAGGAUUAAGUUCUCUGAAGUAAACGUGAGAGAAGGAAACGUCUCCCUCACUGUAACCAGCGUGGAGUACAAUGACCGAGGCUGGUACGUGUGUUCCUGUGAUGGACAGAAGGACUGUGAUCACUACCUGGACGUUCUCGUUCCAACUCAAUUAACUGCUGCUAUUGGAGAUAAAACGAUGGUGUCUUGCUACGCUGAAACAGACAAACUCACAUCCGAAUCGAACGUCAACGUCCGAUGGGAAAAGGAUGACAAGCUGGUGGUGAAGCUAGAACACGGAGAGAUGGAGUUUGGUCCAGGAUUUGAAGAACGGUUUUCUGUAUCCAGAGAAGAUUAUAAGAGAGGAAACCUCUCUCUAACCAUUGAUGAUGUCAAGAGCUCCGAUGCCGGAUUAUACAAAUGUUCUGCUCUGAAUGGAAAAAACAAAACCCCUGAGAUCGUCACUCUUAUCGUUACAGCACAUGACACCGUCAGUGUGGUGAGCGGUUACAUAUUCAUCUUCCUAGCUGGUGCUGCUGGUGGUGUUCUGUUGGCAAAUUGGAGAAAACUAGCUGCACUUCUCUGUUGUCAGAUGUAUCAGCACCAGCCAGUCUUAGGAGCUGAGGAGAAAUGAAACAGCUGCUAAUUCAAUGGUUUUUUUUAAAAGAUUUUUUUAACUUGAAGUAUUAUUUGUUAUUUGUUUACAGAUCUUCUGUAUCUUAUCUUCUGACUUUAUCUUUUGUUCUCACAGCAGAAUAUUUUAUAAAGUCAUAAACAAAAGUCUGUAAGUAGCUCAAUGGUUAAGGCUCUGGGUUACUGAUCAGAAGGUCAAACCUGGGCACUUUUAAUCUACCUCUUACCUCUAACAACUUACCUCUAACAACUUACCUCUUAUCCUUAUCUCUUACCCUUACCUCUUAUCCUUGCCUUACAAUAAUCAUCCCCAUACCUUUUCCGUGAAAUCUGACUGUAGUUUGGAUGUAUAAUGCUUUCUCUGAGUUUUUGGGAACCAAGAAACCUUUUUUGGGAAACCGCCAUAUCUCAAUCCCAUAGUACAACCUGGAAUUCUGUAAUAAUGUCACCAAAUUAAGCAGAUAGUCAUCAAAAACAAGUUCAGUUCUUUACUAAUGUUAGGAAUGAUGCUUACUGUCAACUAGAUAUAGUUAUGAUCAGUGUUGUCACUUUCUGUGCUUGUAAAUAUUGUUUAAUACUAAUCUGAUCGAUCUGAUCAUCAGCCCAAAGACUUAACCACUGAUUAUCUUGAGCUAACUGACUUCUAAUAGCUUUCAUUUCUUUGCACUUUAAAUAUAAGCUUAAAAUUUGUUUUAAUCGCAUUUAUUAUAGAAAAAUGCAGGGAAAAAUAUCCUGCUGUUUCCACUCACUUGAUUAGUUGCCUUUUAUCUUUCAUAUUUUAUAAUGUGAAUUAACAACUACAAAAAUUCAGGUACAAUAAACACCUCAGAACCAGCACAUGGUUUUAAACAUGAAAGCAAAUGGUUCAAUAGUAAUUUUCUACACUGUGCACUGAGCUGCUACUUUAGCUGCUGAUUAUAGAUCAUGGUCUUUACCUGAACACUAAAAAGACUCUGUCUUCUCGCUCAGCACUCUCAGUGCCACUAUUAAAGUGUUUCCUGAUAUUUUCUUGAAAUGCUGAUAGCUUAAAAAGUUUUAAUUUGAGAUGCAAAUGUCCAGUGUCAUCAUGUGAUAUUUGAAUCUACAGAUUAAAUCUAGCAUUAACAAGUUUUUGCACAAAACAAAAAUGACCUCAUUAGAUGGUUCUAGAUUAAUUACUUAGCUAAAACAUGUAAUAUUACUUGUGAAAAAUUUAAUAUAGAAUGACUGGAAAUUAAUUGAAUGUUCUGAUUAUUUUGUCCCUAUUUUCAUUUAAAAUUUCAUAAUUUUAUAAAUCCCCCUUUUUUUCUUUG